Molecule: messenger RNA, 1110 nt
Organism: Trichoderma reesei QM6a
Lineage: Eukaryota; Fungi; Ascomycota; Sordariomycetes; Hypocreales; Hypocreaceae
Exons: 3
Coding region: 1-1110 (369 amino acids)
Biological process (GO): lipid storage
Cellular component (GO): lipid droplet
Molecular function (GO): lipase activity
Source: RefSeq, a predicted model, not a curated record
AUGCCACCAGUGAUAUCCCUCCCGGCUAAAUGGCCCCCAAAGGACACCCGUACGAACCAGCGCCGCCACGGGCUCAUCUACUUUGUCUGCGGCAACCCCGGGCUCGUGCACUACUACACCGUCUUCUUGGAAUGUCUGCGCGGAAUGCUGGACGAGUUGCAGGAUGAGUCGGAGGAGGACAGACGCAGGAACAGGACGGUGUACGACAUCUACGGACGGAAUCUGCUGGGCUUCAGCGAUGAUGACCAUGAGCCGUUUGUGCGUGGGAGCAACGAGCCGUGGGAUCUGGAUGGCCAGAUUGAGGGCAUCUACAGGGACGUUGCGGCCCGGAGAAUCCCUUCUUCUCCUUCUUCUUCUCACCAACAAUCUCAAGAACCCGUCCAAGAAGACCAAGGCCAACAAGGGAGGCCAUACGACCUUGUCAUUCUCAUGGGCCACUCCGUCGGCGCAUACAUUGCCCUCGAAGUCUUCCACCGGCACACCAAGAACCCUACACACGCGCCCCAUCUCCGUCUCCGGCACGGCUUCCUGCUCUUCCCUACCCUCACGCACAUUGCUGCCUCGCCGAGCGGUCGCCGGGUCUCUCUGCUUCGCAGCAUUCCCCGUUUCGAAGACAAUGCGCAUCUGUUUGCAAAGAUCCUGCUAGCGUGUCUUCCAUACGGGGUUGUGCUGUGGGUUGUGAAGAAUCUCAUGGGUUUCACGGAGCAGACGGCGAGGAUCACGGCGGAUUGGUUGAAGAGCCAGGAUGGGGUCUGGCAGGCGAUUCAUUUGGGCUUGUCUGAGCUGCGGACGAUUUGUGAGGAGAAGUGGGAGGAGGAGCUGUGGACGGCUACGGCGGAGGAUGAGGAGGGAAAGGGGAGGCAGAUUCCCAAGUUUUUCAUAUUCUAUGGGAAGCACGAUCAUUGGGUUGCGAACCAUCUGCGGGAUGCGUUCAUUGAGCGGAGGAGGGAGAAUGUCAAGGAGGGGCAUACGAGGAUUGUUGUGGAUGAGGGAGAUCUUCCGCAUGCGUUUUGCGUCAAGGAGCGUGAACUAGAUACGAGCUUCGUGGUUGCGAAAAAGGUGUUUGAGUGGGUGAGGGAGAUUGAAAGGGGGGGGGGGGGGUUGAUGUGA